Molecule: messenger RNA, 1019 nt
Organism: Pungitius pungitius (ninespine stickleback)
Lineage: Eukaryota; Metazoa; Chordata; Actinopteri; Perciformes; Gasterosteidae
Exons: 6
Coding region: 93-896 (267 amino acids)
Source: RefSeq, a predicted model, not a curated record
AGAAAGGAAGCUGACAGAAAGUAGAAGAAAAAACGAAACUCCCUAACAGCAUUAUAUGAAAGGAUCUUAAGCAUUCUCAGCCAACUUUAGAAAUGCUUGAGAGAAAAGCCCCCCCCUGUGUGGUCCCCUCUUAUCUAGAAAGAGCCAUUUCUGCUUUCUUUGUGUCCCAGCGGCCCCGCGAGGCCCGAAGCCUUCUGUCCUCACCCCUCACUCUUUCUGGUCUCUGCCUUCGAUUACAGGGACACCGCGGCCCCCCCGUCUCAGGACGAGGCCACGGAGGGCACCAUGUCCUCGGAGGCUCUGCCUCUCAUCUUCGAGCCGUUCGAAGACGUCACAUCCGAGGGGGCGGGGGGCGGCGGCGGCGGGGACGCCUCGGCCCGAGGCGGGCGGCCCCUCGGACGCGCCCUCCUGCUGAUGCCGGACUGGACGUCGCCGUGGCAGACGUCCGGCGGGGAGCUCCUGGAGCCGAGCGCCCCCCCGGGUCCGUCCGCGUCCGGGCUGAGGUUCACUCGGAGAGAGGUGCAGCGAGGACACCGGACGCCAGCCCCUCCCUCUCAUCCUUUCAGCCUGCUACGACAACUGUAACCGUGGCGACCCGUCGGCCGGCGCACAAACCCAGAUCAGGGUCGGAGGAGAUGGAGUCCGAGGAGGAGGACGAGGAGGACGAGGAGAACUCUGAGGACUCGGCGGAGGAGGACGACAGCGAGGAGGACCAGACGGAGACCCCCAGAGCGCCGUCGACGCGGCCCCCCUACGGCCUCGUCCCUCUGCCUCCCGUCUGGUUUCAGCGCAACCAGGGGCUGAUGAGGAGCUGGGUGGAGCUCAUCAGAGAGAAGGCGGGCUACGUGUCGGGAUGUUGGUCCCGGUGGGCAUCGGCAUCACGGGGGCCCUGCUGAUCGUCGGCGCCCUCUACAGCGUCCGCGUGAUUCACCGCAAGAGGAGGAACAGCUUCAAACACCAGAGGAGGAAGGUCAGGCAGCAGGAGUUCGUUGUUCCUCUCCAGCAACCCGAGAGCCCGG